AUGUUUGCUAAUGCAGCAAUUCAUGGAAAUUUACAGACAACUGGAUAUGGAUUAUUACAACAUUUAAGCCAUUGUCAUGAACCUUUGCCUGCUUUUGACAGUCAAUUAAGCCAGGAUCCACUCUUCUCUUCCCAAUCAUCAAACAACAGUGCAAAUGCAUUUCGUAUGGGUAGUUCCAGUAGUAAUGGAAAAACCCCAAUAGAAGGUGAUUAUUGCCUUAAAAGUUUUGAAGAUAAAAAUGAAGGGGAUUCGGAUAUCAACAAAAAUAUUUUACCUAAAAAGAGGGGAAGUAAACGAAGGAGGGAUGAAGGGUAUAUUUAGUUGAUUGAGGUUGUUACUAGUCUUGAUGUAAAAAAUUAAUUUUUUUUGGGAGCAGGCCAACGUAUCGCAAAGUCAACGUACCGCAGAGCUAUAACUUCGUUCAAAAUAGGCGAAUCCUGGACGACAUGUUAUUGUUCGAUGCACCAUAUCAGGGCGUCCAUAUCAGGGCGUCCUGGAUAUAGCUCUGCGAUACGUUGGCUUUGCG
Messenger RNA from Meloidogyne enterolobii, 526 nucleotides. The record is from the annotation of a GenBank genome assembly. NCBI's taxonomy places the organism in Eukaryota, Metazoa, Nematoda, Chromadorea, Rhabditida, Meloidogynidae.